CACUUCCUUUACAGCGCCGCUCUGAGAAACGGGUCCGGCGGGCUGCUGCUGCUGCUGCUGAUUAUGCCCCUCACACGUGUUACAUUUCUCCGUGUUUGUGCGUACGCGUGUGUUUUGCGAGCGAUUUAAGCGCAUCCCCAGUUCUCGGUGAGCCGCGCUUUUCUACGUGCUCGUCUUCGUCUCUUUGACCGGCAGAAACUCCAGCAGCAGCGUCGCCUUCCUGUGUGCUUAGCUAGCCCUGAUUACAGCAGCUAGCCGGCUAAAAGUACCGGGCACACGGCGUUAGCUAGCUCUCUGACCGCUUCGACUCCGCUCUCGCUUGGCCAGUGAAAUGCUCCAGAGCUGCCCUGAGCUCGAACAAACGCCGUAGCUCUGAGCUGUGUCUUCGUUUCGGAUUUAAACCGGUUUCUUUUGUAGUAGGAACGCGUUGUUCUCUUCGAGCACCAACACAAUAGCUCGGUGGGAUCAUGGGGGCAUACCUGUCUCAGCCCAACACGGAGAAAACAACAGCCGACGGAGGGAACAAAAAGCUCAGCUACGGCUGUGCUGCUAUGCAAGGCUGGCGCAUUUCAAUGGAGGAUGCCCACAACUGUAUCCCAGAGCUGGAUGAGGAGACUGCGAUGUUCGCUGUAUAUGAUGGCCAUGGGGGUGAAGAAGUUGCUUUGUACUGCUCGAAAUAUUUACCUGACAUCAUAAAGGAGCAGAAGGCAUAUAAAGAUGGCAAGCUGCAAAAGGCUCUAGAAGAUGCCUUCCUGGCUAUAGACAGUCGAAUCACCAUGGUGGAGGUCAUCAAGGAGCUUGUUCAGAUCGCCGGCCGCCCCCAAGAAGAGGCAGCCUCCGAAAAAGUAGCAGAUGAAGAUGAUUUGGAUAAUGAGGAGGCUGCUCUUCUGCAUGAAGAGGCCACCAUGACAAUCGAGGAGCUGCUUGUCCGAUAUGGGCAGAACCUGAACAAAUCAGCCAAGAAGCCCAGCCAGGAUGUCUCCAAAGAGCCUGAGGAUGGUGAGAAGUCUCAUACUGAGAAGGGAAUCAAUGGCGAGACAGAAUGCGAGGCCUCUGAAACGGACAGCAACGGAACAGCAAAGGCGAGUGAGGCUGGAGAAGCAGCUGGAGGCUCCAAAAUGAGGGCUUGUAGGAGAGCAGCAGCCUCCAGUGGGGGAAGCUCUGGAGUGGGGGACUCCUCGUCCUCCUCUGGGGGAGAGAAAGCUGCAGCAACAGGAGAUGCCGGCCCAUCCUGUUCUUCUGCAGCACCGGCCCCAGGAAGUGCCAAGUCCAAGUUUUUCGAGGACAGUGAUGAGUCUGACGAUGGCGAGGAUGAAGAGGAGGGCAGUGACGAGGAGGACUGCAGUGAGGAGGAUGGUGAGGAUAGCAGUGAAAAUGAAGAUGAUACAGAGGAGGAGGAGGAGGAGGAAGACACUGAUGAGGAAGAGGAAAUGUGCUUGCCAGGGAUGGAUGGAAAAGAAGAGCCGGGCUCAGAUAGUGGAACUACAGCUGUGGUGGCCCUUAUCCGUGGGAAGCAGCUGAUAGUAGCUAAUGCUGGAGACUCUCGCUGUGUGGUCUCAGAGAGAGGAAAAGCAGUAGACAUGUCCUACGACCACAAACCAGAAGAUGAACUGGAGCUUGCCAGAAUAAAGAACGCAGGGGGCAAGGUGACCAUGGAUGGCCGGGUCAAUGGAGGCCUUAACCUCUCCCGAGCCAUCGGGGACCACUUUUAUAAGAGGAACAAAGCCCUUCCACCUGAAGAACAGAUGAUCUCUGCUUUUCCGGAUGUCAAAGUGCUGACUCUUAAUGAAGAGCAUGAAUUCAUGGUUGUUGCCUGUGAUGGCAUCUGGAACGUAAUGAGCAGUCAGGAGGUUGUGGACUUUGUAAGUGAGAGAUUGAAACCUGAAGGUAGUGAAACCAAACCACUAUCUGCCAUUAUUGAAGAGCUGCUUGACCACUGCUUGGCUCCAGACACAUCUGGGGAUGGUACAGGCUGUGACAACAUGACCUGCAUGAUCGUCACCUUCUCCCCACAUGCUGGCAGCAAUGUGGCUGAGUGCACAAAGAAGCGGAAGCUUGACGAGCAGGUGCCUGAGGAGAACUGCAGUGACGACAAAAAAUCCAAAACUGAAUAGAGCCACUGUCCUAGAACCUGAGGUUCUUUUAACGCUCUUUUGAAGACGAAAUUGGACGCUAUCUUCUUCUCUGUAUACAACCCUCACUGGAAUUUUUUUUUUUAUGGAUUGAUUCCCCAAGAAAGAAUGUUUUAGUAUUAAAUCAUUUGAAGUUGCAAGGAGAUCGACUGUAAGCCAGCCAUCUUUUUCUUGUUUUUGUAAUAAUUUGUUUAGGAGGCCCAUGUCAACAUGUCCACUUGGAUGAGUACAGCUGUAUCUCAGCAGAGGUGCAGCAUUACACAAGUCUGUGAAUCCUUAUGUACUCUCUGUUCACAUACCCUUGUAUAUAGUAGUGUUUCCAGCAGCGUAUGAUUUGCCGCCCCCCCCCCUUAUUGUGUGUAUUCGUGACUUCCUCUUGACACCCAUAUGUAAUUGUAUUCAAAUACAUUUUUUGUAAAUUAUGCGAUGAAUGCAAUUUUUUUUAUAUAAAUAUAGAUGAAGAUCAUAUUUGUUCUAUGAAGCCAUUUAGCUUAAAUCUUAAAAAUGCAAUCUGGUUUGAAACAAAUUACAAUGACAUUCCUUUUGCUUUGGUUUUGUUUAAGAAAACAUUGACUUCAAGUUAAGCUCUGCAAGCACAAGUCUCAGUAAUUGAUGUGGCAGUUGCAGAGUACAUCGUUCCAUGGUGGCUACAAAUGGAGGAAAAAUUAUUAAAAUUUGAGAUUAUCUGCAAAUAAUCAUUUAGGCAGUGCAGCUAUGAGAUGGGGCCCCUGGUACAAAGGGAUUGCCACUCAUGUUUUACGUUUUCAGCCUCUCGUGUAGGUCAAUAAGGUUUCUAUACAAGGUAUUUUGGAAAAUAUAUUUUGGUACUUUUAAAGCAUCUUUGUGAAUUCUCCAAGAAAAGUUAACAUUGCUGAGAAUGACAUCUUUUCCUGAAACAAUAAACAAGUGGAGACAUA
Molecule: messenger RNA, 3049 nt
Organism: Pygocentrus nattereri (red-bellied piranha)
Lineage: Eukaryota; Metazoa; Chordata; Actinopteri; Characiformes; Serrasalmidae
Gene: ppm1g
Product: protein phosphatase, Mg2+/Mn2+ dependent, 1G
Exons: 10
Coding region: 468-2114 (548 amino acids)
Biological process (GO): protein dephosphorylation
Cellular component (GO): nucleoplasm
Molecular function (GO): cation binding; protein serine/threonine phosphatase activity
Source: RefSeq, a predicted model, not a curated record